AUGAACUCAGACAUACAAAAGGUUUUUGAUAUGGCUAAAAGUUCAUCAAGUUUCAGAGCACCCUGGUUCUUAAGGCUAAUGAAUGUAGCAGACGAACUUAUUCUGUCCAUUCCAGAUGAUGCUGCGUGCAAACUAUGGGGUGUUGAUAAAGGCCCUACCAAUUUGAAGGCUGAUUGUAUUUUGUUAUUUACAAAAGGUUUUGGUCAUUUUUUCCAUUUAAAAGUUUUUGGAAAAAAUGGUGUUGAAAUAAAUUUUCCUGAUGUAGAUGUUGAUCAGGUUGAAGCUUCACCUAUCGAUGCUGAAAAUGAAGCUGAUGAUCAAAUAGAUGGUUAUGUUCGUCGUUUUAGUCGUUUUAGUCGUAUGGCUGGAGAACGUUAUUUUAGGAUUCCUGAUCCUGUUUCACGGAUGGCUAGACUUCAUGAUGGUUUAAGAGAUAUCACCGUUAGGAUUAUGCAUUUUGAUCCACCAAAGCAAUUUACCAACGGUACAAGACGUGAAAAAAAACCGGCGGAGAUCACCUUGCUCAACGAUAUCGAUGCUCUUACCACAAACUACACUAUCAAGGUUAAAAUUGUUAGUUUGUGGAGGAAGAAGAUGAGGGAUAAUGAAAGGAAGACAUAUCGUAUAGAUAUGAUACUGAUGGAUGAAAAGAGGGUAGCAAGAUUCAAGCUUCUUGCUUGCAUAGGCUAUUUUCAAAGUUUGAGAGAUUUCAUUGGUUAUGUUGGUGUUUGUUAUAACAUCGAGGAGACUAACAAAAAGGAUGGUAGUAAAGGGAAACGCCUUAAUCUUAAGCUUCAAGAUCUUGAAGAUGUUCAGAUCGAUUUAACUCUUUGGGAUGAUUACGCUAAGGACAUGUAUUCUUACAUGAUUAGUGAAAAGCAUGAAGCACAUGUUGUCGCUGUUGUCCAUUUUGGUUCAGUUAAAACAUACAAAGGCAAAUGGGGAUUUUCUAAUAACUUUGAUGGUUCACGACUUUUCAUUAACGAGAAUUUUGAUGACAUGCUAUUGUUUCUUGCAAAACUUUCUGCUUCAACUGAGUCAAGUAGCCAUGCUGGGUCAUAUAUGAUGUCUUCUGUCGAAGAUGAAUUUUUAAAGAAUGAUGUUUUUUCACCAAUUGCUUAUCUUGCAUCAAUCUUAGAGCCAAAGAAAGUUGUUGUUGUUGGAACUAUUGUAGCAAUCGUUUCAGAUAAGAUGUGGUAUUAUGAUGGGUGUAACUAUUGCAAGUCAAAAGUUGAGCAAAAGUUUGAAACCUACGAUAAGGAUGAUGGAACAAGUGAUGUCAGAGAUGAGAAGUUGUAUCAAUGUUCUAACAAGGAUUGUAAUGGAAAAGAAGUUUUCCCGCUGUCCAGGUUUAAAAUACCGAUUCGCGUUCAAGAUUCAACCGGUACUGUGACGCUUACAUUAUUUGACCACGAGGCGUUGAUGUUUGUUGGGAAAACUGCAAAAGAACUUAUACAAAUUCAGGAUAAGUUAUUGAAGACAAAUGAUUUUCCAAGAGAAUAUCCCGUUGAAUUUGAAGAGUUGGUUAACCUAAAGUGUGCUUUCGUGAUUAAAGUAACUGACUUUACUAUUGUCAAUGCUGUUGAGAAUUAUGGAAUAUCAGUUGUUACGACUGAUGAUGACAUCUUCGAUAAGCUCAACAAAAAAUUUAAAAUUGACCAACUUGAUGUUCCUGAAUCUUUUGGUAUGAGUCAGUCUGAGUUCCAAACUUCUGGUGCUGAAUGUUUGAAGGAUUCUGAUUCUUACACUGGGGAUAACACCACACCUGUUUCAAAGGAUAUUGUGUGUGAGUUGAAACAAUCAUCUUCUGAUAUGAAGCGUAACAUUGAUGAUGUUUAUUUGAAUGAAGUGGGAUUGGCGUCCUCAGCAACUGAGCAAGCUAAAUGUAAACGUUCGUUAAGAAAACUAUAUCUUGAUAAUAAGAAAUCAAGUGCAGAUGCAUUUCCGGAUUAUGUUGUUAGAGCUGUAGAGGCUAAACACAGGCGCAAGUUAAGAAAACUAUACCUUGAUAGUAAGAGAUCAAAGAUUACUAAAAAAUUCAUUUCUAGGGGUGGUGCUUUGACGUCGUCAUCAUCAACACGAAUCCUUUUAAAUAACAAAGAGAAUUUAACUCCCAAUAUUUCAAUCACAACCUUUCCUACCGAAUCUUCAACUGUUAUUGGGACAAGUAAUCAGACUGCUUUGUCCGUUAAUGUAAGAUCUUCCAUAAUUACACAAUCUACUUUGAAGAAGAAAGGAAAUGUACUACAAGAUCAGUUUACAACACCCAACCGUACACCAUUUGCAAACAUAGCAAACAUAAUCCCAGAUAAUAUUGCAAGCUCAUCAACUUUACCAUUGAAUGACUGCUAUUCUCUUAAUCCCAGAAUAACCAAUAAACGUAACACAACAUCUUUGACCUCUGAAUCUAGCUCGAUAAAAAAGAUGUCUUCUGGAAAGCGUAGACUUAUUCAUAAACCAAUUGAAAUAGAACCCAUACCAAUGGCUGUUCUUGAUUCUGAUGAUGAAAAUCAUGUUAACGAGGUUGUGUUAGACGCCACCAAAGGCGUAUCUAAAGAUUACGUUGACCAUGGUGACCAAUCUCUUACGUGUGGUUUAUGCUUUGCAAAGUUAUGGCCAACCGAAGGUGGAAAGGGUCGCAUUACACUUCAAAAGCAAACUUAUAGCUUAUGUUGUGGAUAUGGUAAAGUUGACUUGCCUGAAUAUAAAGAUUCUGAACCAUCUUAUCAGAUGCUUUUUCGCUGUUUAGAUCACGAAAGCAAGUUUUUCUUAAAGAACAUAAGGCGUUACAAUUCUAUGUUUUCCUUUACUUCAAUGGGAGGAAAAUUAGAUACUAAAAUAAACAAAGGUAAUGCUCCAUUUGUUUAUAGAAUCAGUGGUCAGAAUGCACAUAGUAUGGGUAGUCUUCUUCCUAAGCAUGGAGCCCAGCCAAAAUUUUCACAGCUUUAUAUCUAUGAUACUAAGAAUGAGCUUGCUAAUAGGGAGUUGUUAUUCAGUGAUUCUUCAAGCAAAGCAUCUUUAAGGGCAAAGGAACUUGAUGUUAAAUUUAUAAAGUUUAUUACGAACAUGUUAGAUUCUACAAAUAUGUUGGUUAAAACUUACAGGAUGGUACGAGACCAUCUCCAUGAGAAUCCUAAUGUUACCCUUAAACUUCGUAUAAUCUCACAGAGAGAUCGAGACGGUAGGACUUACAAUUUACCUACGUGUUCUGUUGUUGCUGAUUUGAUAGUUGAUGAACCUGAUCUCAAGAUAGAAAGCCGGGAUAUUAUUGUAGAAAAGCGUUCCGAAGAUCUUAAGCGUAUUAGCGAGUUACAUCCUUCUUAUCUUGCUCUACAGUAUCCAAUUCUUUUUCCGUAUGGAGACGAUGGAUAUAGGAUUAACAUUCCUCAUAAGGAUUUUGGUCCUAAUACAAAGAAGACAAGACCAACUUGUACUAUGAGGGAGUUUUUUGCAUUUAGAAUUCAGGAUAGGCAUAACAAGUUUUCUCUAAUUCUUAAUGCAAGAAGGUUGUUUCAGCAGUUUUUAGUCGAUGCCUACACAAUGAUUGAAAGCGAGAGGUUAAACUACAUACGUUUUCAGCUAAUCAAACUGAGGUCUGAUUCGCUUAACAGUCUUAAAAAUGUUCAAGAUGUUGGUCAGAGUGAUUUGAGUCAUACAGGACAACCUGUUAUAUUACCUUCAUCUUUUACUGGUGGUUCUCGCUACAUGAUGCAAAAUUACUUAGAUGCUAUGGCGUUAUGUCGGAAGUAUGGGUAUCCUGAUUUCUUUAUCACAAUCACAUGUAAUGCGAAAUGGCCUGAGAUUGUAAGAUUUAUUGGUGACUCUUCAAUUAAGCCAGAAGACAGACCUGACAUACUUUGUCGAUUGUUUAAGAUGAAACUUGAUGAAUUGAUAAAAGAUAUGAAGCAAAAAAAUAUUUUUGGCGAUAUUAAUGCAGUUGUUUAUACAGUUGAGUUUCAGAAGCGUGGUUUGCCACAUGCGCAUAUUUGCUUAUUUAUGAAAGCUGAUCAUAAGCUUCCUACUGUUGAACACAUCGAUCCCUUUAUCUCAGCUGAAAUUCCUGAUAAAAACGAGGAUCCUGAAUUGUAUUCUCUUGUGAGUGACUUUAUGAUUCAUGGUCCUUGUGGACAUGCCAACAUGAAAUGUCCGUGCAUGGUUGGGAACCGUUGUUCUAAGAAUUUUCCAAAAAGGUUUUUGGAAUCCACUUCCAUUGAUUCUGAUGGAUUUCCCGUUUAUAGGAGAAGAGAUUCUGGUCACACAGUUGUGAAGAAGGGUGUUACUUUAGACAAUAGGAGUGUAGUUCCAUACAACAAAAAGCUACUUAAAAGAUAUCAGGCCCACAUCAAUGUGGAGUGGUGCAAUCAGGCUGGCUCAAUAAAGUAUUUGUUUAAAUACAUUAACAAAGGACCUGAUCGAGCCACUGUUGCUGUUUUUGAUUCAGACAGAGGCCCUGAUGAGGAGAUUCCAAAAGAUGAAAUUAAAGAAUAUUACGAAGCUAGAUAUAUGAACAAUUCUAAGCCUGAAGCAAGAGAACUUGCUUAUGUUGACUUUCCUUCAAAAUAUGUGUGGAAGUUAAAAGAUCGUUGCUGGCAGGAACGCCAAAAUUAUGUUGUUAUUGGGAGAAUUUAUUCUGCGUCUCCUUCUCUUGGUGAGGCUUAUUACCUAAGAAUUCUUCUUACUAAGGUUAAAGGACCACGAUCAUUUGAAGAAAUCAGAACAUACGAUGGUGUUGUUUAUCCUACUUUUAGGGACACGUGUUAUGCACGUGGCCUGUUAGAUGAUGACAACGAAUAUAUCGAAUGUAUUAAAGAAUCAACUUUCACUGGAAACGGUCAUUAUCUUCGUUCUUUGUUUGGAACACUUCUAUUGUCUAAUACCCUUUCUAGACCUGAAUUUGUUUGGGAGAAAACGUGA
Messenger RNA from Helianthus annuus (common sunflower), 4914 nucleotides. RefSeq lists its product as uncharacterized. The transcript has 26 exons. NCBI's taxonomy places the organism in Eukaryota, Viridiplantae, Streptophyta, Magnoliopsida, Asterales, Asteraceae. Bases 1 to 4914 code for a protein of 1637 amino acids. The record is from RefSeq and is a predicted model, not a curated record.